AUGCGUGGAAACAAGCGACGUGCGGCCGCCGUUGCGACCGCCGCCAAUAAACCCCAACCGGCCCUCAACGACGCUAUUCUUGAUGUGGCGAACCGCAAAGGAGUUCGUUGCUGCGUGGAAUGCGGUGCAACUUCAACACCCCAAUGGCGCGAGGGGCCAAUGGGGCCCAAGACGCUGUGCAAUGCCUGUGGGGUACGUCGUCAGCGUUUGCUACGCAAGCAGCAAGCGGCGACGUCAGGCAAUAUUCCUACGGCCCCGGUCGCAGCUGUGCAGGCACGGAGACGGCUACUGGGCCGCUCCAUGUUUUCG
Volvox carteri f. nagariensis is the source of this 309-nucleotide messenger RNA. RefSeq lists its product as uncharacterized. Gene Ontology annotation, molecular function: sequence-specific DNA binding; zinc ion binding. Lineage: Eukaryota; Viridiplantae; Chlorophyta; Chlorophyceae; Chlamydomonadales; Volvocaceae. The annotation marks the transcript as partial. Gene Ontology annotation, biological process: regulation of DNA-templated transcription. The transcript is spliced from 3 exons. The record is from RefSeq and is a predicted model, not a curated record.